Messenger RNA from Labrus bergylta (ballan wrasse), 3352 nucleotides. RefSeq names its product GDNF-inducible zinc finger protein 1 (gene gzf1). Lineage: Eukaryota; Metazoa; Chordata; Actinopteri; Labriformes; Labridae. Gene Ontology annotation, biological process: regulation of transcription by RNA polymerase II. The record is from RefSeq and is a predicted model, not a curated record. Gene Ontology annotation, molecular function: protein binding; DNA-binding transcription factor activity, RNA polymerase II-specific; RNA polymerase II cis-regulatory region sequence-specific DNA binding. Gene Ontology annotation, cellular component: nucleus.
CAUGAAUUGUCAGCUGCGCUAUUUUUCGUUGUGUUCCUGUAAACCUGCUAAAGUGAUCCAGGAUCAGUAGCUGCAGCCGGUCGCUAUGGUUUUCAACCCCAACAUUAAAACGACGAACGGAUCCAGAAUCAGCCAGCUGAGGCACCGGAUGUGGGAGAAAGCCGUUUUCGGGAGCGAUUUCUACAGGAAAUACCUUUUCGAUGUGAGGAGCAUUUGUGAAGGGCUGCCAUUUUACCGAGCUUACGCAGAAUCAGUGAACCAUGGGGGUCAAACUAAUGCAGCUGACCUCUAAGUCCCACCAUGAAAACAUCCUGUCCUCUCUGCACCAGCUCAUGCUGCAGGGGCACCUGAGUGACGUCACAGUGCAGGUGGACUACCAGGGAGACACGGCGGAGUUCCAGGCACACAAGGUGAUGCUUGCGGCUUCCAGUGGCUACUUCAAGAAGAUCCUUCUCUCGCAGGAUGAUACCAGGGACAAAUUACGUCUCUCAAAUAUGCAUUCCAAACAUUUCUCCAACUUUUUGGAGUUUGUGUACACGGGAGGAGUUAAGGUUGCCCGAGACACGAUUGUGGAUGUUCAAGAAGCUGCACAAUUUCUAGACUGUGAUGACCUGUUGGAGGUUUGUGCUGAGGCCAUUAAUGCUAAAGCAGUGAACAAACCCACAAAGAAAAAAUGUAAGGUUGUUGAUAAAGAUGACGUUUAUGAUGCGGCAACAGAAAAUACAACCAAAACGAAGAACUUGCCUAAAAGCUUGACUCUCAAGAGAAAGCUCCCUGCACGAAGUUCUGAGAAAGACGUUGUUUCGAAAAAACUAAAGACGAAGAAAACGGCAAAGGAUAACACAACGCAAGCAAAACGGCUUAAACUGAGGUUGGAUGGACGCAAAGUCCUUCAGAGGAGUUUAACUACUAAAAGAGAGCGUUCCAACGACAAACAGCUCAGCAAAGAAGGCACAGAGGAGGAUGUAGACAGGACUAACGCUGAGGCGCCGCCAGAGACUCAUCCAGAGAAAGGAGAUGAAGAGGCAUGGAUGGGAAUGCCAGCUGUCGAUGACGAUGAUGACUGGGAAUGUGAGGAGGAUGAGCAGCUUAGUGAACCUGAAGACGACAUGUUAAAUACGGGAGAUGAAGAGGAGAAGGAGGUGGGGAAGCUUAAGAAGCCAUUCAAAAGAACAUCCAAGGCCCAGUUCCAGUGUGACAAAUGUCAGCGGACUUUCCACUACGAAAGAAGCUACUUAAAGCACAUCAGCACUUAUCAUGGAGUUCAAGCUGAUGUCAUCUAUCGCUGUGAGACCUGUCAGCAGACCUUUGCUAACCGCAGCAACCUGAAGAUCCACGAGAAGCACGUUCAUAGUACUGAGAGGCUCUUCGCUUGUGAAUCCUGCUCAAAGACUUUUAAACGUAAGAAGGAUGUUGUCCGCCAUCAACGCCAGGUACAUGAACGCAACAACUCUCGACAUGUCUGCCCUGACUGUGGGAAGACGCUCAGCUCAAAAACAGCCCUGCUGUUGCACGAGAGGACACACACAGGAGCAAAGCCUUAUCAGUGCACUGACUGUGGGGCCAGGUUUACCCAGAACUCUGCCCUUAAGAUGCACCGCAGGACUCAUACAGGGGAAAAGCCAUUCGCAUGCGACGAGUGUGAUUCACGGUUCACUCAGAAGCACAUGUUGGCCUAUCAUAAGAGAUCACACACAGGAGAGAAACCAUUCAUGUGUGAGGCCUGUGGGAAGAGCUUUGCAUCCAAAGAAUACCUGAGGCACCAUUCAAACAUCCACACGGGGUCCAAACCUUACAAGUGUGAUAAGUGCGGGCGAGGCUUUGCUCAGAGGAAUUCUCUCCACCAGCAUUUAAAAAUACACACAGGUGAGCGCCCAUACAGCUGUAAAGAAUGUGAUAAGCAGUUCACCCAGCUGAACGCCCUGCAGAGGCAUCAACGUAUUCACACAGGAGAGAAGCCCUACAUGUGUGGUCUUUGUAAACGCACCUUUACAGACAAGUCUACCCUACGCAGGCACACUAUGAUUCAUGAUGCAGAUGCUCCCUGGAAAAACUACCUUGUGGUGCUGGAGGGAAAUGUGGAGGAAAAGAAACCCAAAACACCCACGAAGGAAAAGAUAGACAGAUCAGGCUCAGGGGAGAAGAAGGGCAAUGGUCGAAAAAACGAUGGUACUGCUACUUCUGAUGUGGCUGAUAGAAUUGCUGGGGGUCCUGUUAAAACCGACGCUGACUCCAUUCUGGUGCAGACUGAGCCUGUCACUCUUCCUUCAGACUGGAGCACUCGUGGGGCCAUCGCUCUGGUCAGCCAUGGUGCCCUUGGUGGGAUCACUGUCAUCCACACUGAGAUGCCACCUGGGACCCAGAUCCAGCCCAUCAUGUCUACGGACAACACAGGAGCCAGCGUUAUAACCUUAGAUGGAACAGCCAUCCCUGUGCCCUUCUCCAUACCCGUGUCCAUGUCUCACUCUAUCCCCCUGUGCUCUGAAGCGUCCUCCACCUCUAUGUCAGUGCCGUCGCUCAUGGUUCCUGUUUCUCACAGCAAAGAGAUCCACACUGUUUCCACCUCAUCUGUCCUUGAAGCUGCCGCCUCACAAACCAUUUUAGCUCCAGAUUCAGAGACUAAAGCCUCUACCUCAGAGGCAGAACAACUGCCUCCUGAUAUUCAGACAGUGGUUAUUACUGGAAAAGAACAAACAGCAGCUUCCCCUGAAAAUGGACAGCAAAGGACAGAAGAUGAGCUGACAGCUCAACUUGAAGGCUCCUGAAGACUCAGGAUGCUGUGUAGAGAACGCAUGAAUUUAAAUGAUUUAUUCAGGAUGUAGCACAUUUAAAGGCUUUAUAUGCGUUUUGUUUUGAUCCAGCAGAUGUCGCCCUUGAGCACCAGCAUGAAACCAAAACAACUUGCGGUGCAUUGUGGGUUAGCAUGCUAAUGCUAGCGAUCUUUAUUAUGCUUGUAUCUUCACACUGCAUGUAAAUUUACCUGAAAUGAGCGUGAUCUAGAAACGCAGUUAAGCAGUGAGUACAGUAUGUUAGUCUUCUAUUCUCUAGUCCCUCAAUUAAACAACUUUUAUUCACGAGGGGAGGAGUCAGCCGGCCGGGCCGGCUAUGUCAACAAACAGAAAAACUGAAAACUCUGAAAACAUCACAGACAGUGGGACUCGAGUUAUUUUUAAAGGAGAUACUUGAUUUCUAUUAUAUUUAAGUGUGAAAAAUCGCAUCUAAAGCCUUUAAAAUCCAAUUCAUAUAUCAUGAGCAUCAGUCCAGUAUUUUAAGAACAGAUUUGAAUGUGAUUUUCACUGUUUGUGUCACUCAUUUGGAAUGUCAAGUAUUCAUUAAAAUGACAAGUCACCUU